UUUCUUCGUCUUGGCUUUUGCUGGUCACUCCUCAGCAACCAUGUCGGAGACAGCGCCAGUCCCUCAGGCUGCGUCUGUUGCCCCUGAGAAACCUGCCGCUACAAAGAAAACCAGGAAGCCUGCGAAAGCUGCUGUCCCUCGAAAGAAGCCCGCGGGACCUUCAGUGUCUGAGCUCAUCGUGCAGGCAGUCUCAUCCUCCAAGGAGCGCAGCGGCGUGUCUUUGGCCGCGCUCAAGAAGUCGCUGGCGGCGGCGGGCUACGAUGUGGAGAAGAACAACAGCCGCAUCAAGCUCGGGCUGAAGAGCCUGGUGAAUAAGGGCACCCUGGUGCAGACUAAGGGCACCGGCGCUGCUGGCUCCUUUAAGCUGAACAAGAAGGCGGAGUCCAAAGCCAGCACCACCAAGGUGACAGUGAAGGCGAAAGCAUCCGGGGCAGCUAAGAAACCCAAGAAGACUGCUGGGGCUGCAGCAAAGAAGACUGUCAAGACACCGAAGAAGCCCAAGAAGCCUGCAGUCUCAAAGAAGACUUCUAAGAGCCCAAAGAAGCCGAAGGUGGUCAAGGCCAAGAAGGUAGCCAAGAGCCCUGCCAAGGCAAAGGCAGUGAAGCCUAAGGCUGCCAAGGUGAAGGUGACAAAGCCAAAGACUCCAGCUAAGCCGAAGAAGGCGGCGCCCAAGAAAAAGUGAACAGUUGGAGGCUUCUUCCAGUAACCCAACGGCUCUUUUCAGAGCCACCUACAUUACUCAAAGAGCUUAGCACUAACUAGUUCACAGCAAUGUGCAACUGGGUACAAAAUAAACAGGAGUU
Messenger RNA from Rattus rattus (black rat), 803 nucleotides. It is a transcript of the gene H1-1, whose product is annotated as H1.1 linker histone, cluster member. The record is from RefSeq and is a predicted model, not a curated record. Gene Ontology annotation, biological process: nucleosome assembly. NCBI's taxonomy places the organism in Eukaryota, Metazoa, Chordata, Mammalia, Rodentia, Muridae. Gene Ontology annotation, cellular component: nucleosome. Gene Ontology annotation, molecular function: DNA binding; structural constituent of chromatin. The coding region runs from base 41 to 682 and encodes 213 amino acids. The transcript has a single exon.